Oxyura jamaicensis (ruddy duck) is the source of this 3564-nucleotide messenger RNA. RefSeq lists its product as uncharacterized. The transcript is spliced from 2 exons. Lineage: Eukaryota; Metazoa; Chordata; Aves; Anseriformes; Anatidae. The record is from RefSeq and is a predicted model, not a curated record. Bases 2468 to 3415 code for a protein of 315 amino acids.
GCUGCGCCGGGGGGCACGGGAGAGCAGGGGCAGGAGGCAAAGCAGAGCCUCGGAGGGGAUGUGCUGGCUGAGGCGGCGCUGAUUGGCGAGGAUGCUGCUGCCAUGGUGCUGGGCGCUGGGGUUUGCUGCAAUUUUGCAGCUGCGACUCCGGGAGACAGCAGGACGCCUGCGCGCGCGUGCACGCGCCCGCGUGUGCGUACAAGUGUGUGCGCACGCAAGAGGAAUAAUUAGUUCCUACUCCAGCACUUCUCACUCAAAGUGCUUUUUAAAAGCCUCCAUUCAUUAGUCUUCACGGCUCCCCCGAGGUGCCGUGUCCUCAUUCUCUCCCCGCGCCGACUCCCCACCUUCCCAAGAGCAAAAGUGGGGAUCCUGAACCGGGGAAGGGGAGGGCCUGGCUCCCGGAGGGCGCCGGGUACUUGGAAAACCCAUGGAUGCAGCCCCGGUGGCGUCACAACGGGGCCACCAGCAGUGUGCCAGGGACAGCGGGUGCUUUUGGGGACCGUCCUGGUGGUUCCUGUCCCGGUGGGGCUGGCUGGGGCAUCACAAGCAGCUGGGCAUCGUUGCGAAGUUCUCGUUGGGGUUGAGCCGAGACGGGUUUGGAGCGAUGGGAUGAGAGCAGGGUCCCGCAGGGAUGGCUGGGGCAGGGACACGGGUUGGCUGCAUCCCUCCCGGUCAGCCUUGGUCACUGCCACCUCCCUGCGCUGGGACGAACCGAGGCCACCAGGGAUGGCACUGUGGGUCCCCAGAUUACCCGGCGUAAUCCUGGCACCCCAGGAGGAAGGACGCCGGAGCGCACCGGUGCUACUCAGCCCCCGGACCCGAGCACCGUGGCUCGGUGCAGGAGCGGGCGCGCACCCGGGCGUGCACCCCUCCGGCGGGCGGGUGCUGGCAGAGGGCCUCCUCUGCAAACCCUAACCUUAUUUUCCCAGGUCCGACGCCAGUUUCCAUGGAAACAGCCGGGAGCAGAAACGGGAACCAGAAUCCAGAAACGCGAAGCCUCGAGCUCCCCGUUCGCUUUGCUGGAUUCCUGCUCCCGUCGGCCCCGGGACACCCUGGGGGUUGGGGUGCUGCCGCGCUGUGGGGAGCGAGGGGCUCCCCAAGUGUGCUGCAGCACCCGUGGGUGGUGCAGGGCGCCUGGGGACGUGCCUGGUGCCCGGGCAGCCAUGUGGAGGCUGGGCCAAGGUCUGCGUGUCGAGGUGGUGCCGCGAGCGUGCGUGUGGCGCGCGUGUGGGCACGCUCGUGCACCCACCUGCGCACUGUGCGGGUGCAGGGGGGCUGUGGGGGCUCCGUAUUUAUCGAUAAUGCGUGCGGGUGGCAGCGUUACUGGUGCGUGGGGAGGCGCCCAGCCCUGUCCCUGCCCUAACGUCCUCAGGACGUGAUGGGAACAGGGGACCAAAGCCACCUGGGGAAGGGCAGCACGAGCCAGCCGCCACGCGGGGACUUGGCUGCUGGGUGCUGCAAGCGUCUGGUGGGGGGGGGAGGCUCUGCUCAGCCCCCCGGUGCUCUGAGCCCCCAAAAUGCCCCCGGGCCUUUCUGAGAGACCACAUCUGCCUGCUCCCAGCCUCGUCUUUGCCAGCUGUGAUGCGUUUUCAGGGAGCCUCGAAGCCCCCAGCACCCACGGGUGGUGGCACCGCGAGCGGCUCGCUGCGUCCCCGCGACGUCCCCAGCCUGGCCGAACGGUGACCGCCGGGCCGGCCCCGGCGGGGGACCCCGUGGGACGGGUUUGCGUCCCUGCGCCGGUUCCCAGCACCCGGCGUCGGUGUCCGUGGGGGCAGGAUCGUACCCGUGCCUCACCCCGGGGCGCUGCCGGCACCGGCACGGCGCCUUCCCCCCCCCCCCUCCCCCCGAGUGGCACCGCCGCCAUUGUGCGUGCGCACCGUAAUACAUCAUUUAGAGACGGACAGGUAUUAAGAUACAUUAUGGAUAACUCACGGAGAGAGACGCUAUUAAUAAUACAGACACAUACAGAGGGAAGAAAGUGCACACUUGAUUUCCAUGUUGCUACCAGGAGUUGUGAGGCUGGCUCUGGCUGCCUCUUCCCACACGUGACUGCAACACAGUGGGUAGCUGACAGCCCAGAGAGCCUGGCUUGGGGCCAGGAAAAAGCAGAAAACACAAUGUCUGUGCAUAUCCUCUCUCUUAAAAUAACACUCCAACACCGUCUGAGACGAAUUAAAAUAAGAUCAGGAGCGGUCUCGCGGAGAGAGAGAGAGAGACGGAGGGAAAAAGGCAGGCAGGGGAACGGCCAGGGCUGGGUUGCUUCAGACACUGCCACCCGCCCGCAGCCUCCCGCCAGCUCUCGCGGGGAAGGAGGGGGCUCGCUUGCAGGGCUGGAGUUUAAAAUAAAAAGGCGAGAGAGAGAAAGAGAGAGAGAGGAGAGAGAGAGGAGAAAAGGCGCAGGCGAGCGGGAGAGCAAAUCCCCGGCCGCGGCGGGGAGGGGAGAGAUUCCUGCCGUCGUGUGCGCUGGAUGUCCAGCACAUGUCUGUCCUUUGGAGGGGAGCCUUGGCAGGGCGGGGGAUGCGAGCGCAGCCUGCAUGAUGGAGAGCAUCAGGAAUUUCCUGCAGCUGAGGAACACACCAAAUACCAGAGUGCAAGGGAGAGCGGAGGGGAGCAGGGUGCCGGGGGGAGCGGAGGGCUUGGAACAAGCCGCGGGCAGGGGGCAGAGGGGUUGGGGGCUUGGGGCGGCGGGGAGGCGGGGGGGGGGGGGGGCGGGGGGGACCUGGCGCUUCGGUGCUUUUUCCAUCUGUUUGCCUGUCGGUGGGUUUUUUUCCGCUCGCUUUUUGAAGGCAGGGCUCGGCCGGAGGCUGGCGGUGCCCUGCGGUGCUGCCUCGCCGCCGCGGGCCCCUCGCCGCCCUGCCCUCCUCCCCCUCCCCAGCACGGGUUUGGGAUAUUUUGGGGCUUUUGUGUCUUUUCCUCCCUUCUUUCUCCCCCCUUCCCCUGCUUUCCCCCUGUUAUCUGGCAUGGCGCUGGGGAACGUGGGGUCGGUGACACUGGGGGACGUGGGGAGCCGGGGCCACAUCCCCGCACCCCACACCUCUCCCAGGGGGCCGAAUCCUGCUUCAGGGAUCAGCCUGGAAGGACGGGCACAUCCCCGCAGGCACCACCUUCGGGGUGCCCAAGCAGCGCCUCGCACACGUGCGAGCGGCUCGCGAGGCGCCCUUCGUCGCUCUCCCUCCUCUUCCUCGCCCACCUGGGCCCGGAUGGGUUAAACAAACCCCCAAAAAAGCCACCGGGGGCGGGUGGCAGAGCCCCCGCGGCGCGGCGAGGCUGCGUCCAGGUGCAGGCUGACCUCUCCUCUCGCAGCUCCCCCUGCAUCCCGCUCCGCGCCGGCGGCUCCCUCGGGGAUGCUGGGGGUGGGGGGCGCGGAGGGGAGGAGAGAUCAGAGGGGGCAUCGAGCAGCGCCGGAUCCAGGUAGCCGGGAGGUCGCUCUGAAAAUCUGGAAGUGGAGUUCGGUGGCGCUCAGCAGAGCGGCGAGAGCCGUCUCCUGCUUCAGGGCGGAGGAGGAGGAGGAGGAGGAAGGAGAAGGAUGCAGCGGAGGGAGCUGGGGGCAGAGAGGCCGUGUGU